AUGCGACAGAGGCCAGCGCAUUCGCAGCAUCCGCCUGUAUCGGCACCUCGUCCUUCCGUACAUGCGCCUCAUACGCCGAAGCAGCCGCGAGUCGACCCAGCCACAGAGGCAAUCAGGCGGCGGAGUCUAUGGCAAUCGUUUACCUCCAUCCCCGCACAACAACGUCUGUGGCUGUCCAUCGGAUUCAUGGUGUUCGCGUAUGCUGGCCUACGCGGAAGUGAUCAACUCGAGGCCAAGUACCCGAACGAGCCACCCAUCGAUCUGCGCAAGACGAGGGAAGAGAUUGCACUAGAUCACGGCAGACUGCGCUAG
Molecule: messenger RNA, 312 nt
Organism: Mixia osmundae IAM 14324
Lineage: Eukaryota; Fungi; Basidiomycota; Mixiomycetes; Mixiales; Mixiaceae
Exons: 3
Coding region: 1-312 (103 amino acids)
Source: RefSeq, a predicted model, not a curated record